CUAGAACUGCUGUUAGGAUUAUGAUAGGUCCCCGUACUAUAUCAAAAAAGUCAAUUAGGUCCUUGUACUAUUAUAUCAUUCAAUUAAAUCCUCCAACUAUUAAAAAAAGUCAAUUUGAUAUUUCAACCGGAAACAACCAGUAAAGAGGUUAACAUACCCAUGUGGCUGAUCCACGUGCCAGAUUUUAGUAUUUUACUACGUGUAGUACACUUUUUCAUUUUUUUCUUUCUUUCCACCUUCUCUUUUGUUGGCUCGGGCUGUACGUCUUCUUCCGCCAAAGCCCCAAGCCUGCAACAUCUUUUCUUUUUCUUCAAUCCACCCUAUCCAAUCAAGAGAUGCUUGUCAUUCCUCAUAUUAGGAAUUUCAGUGGGUACAGAAGAGGACAUUGGGCAGGGGCUGCUCCAAUGUCGAAGAGAAACAGGGGUAUGGGUGCUGCGAAAUCACCGGAAGUCUUGGGCCUUCUGCCACCGGAGGUACGUAGUUGAAGUUCUCCAACGAACCUGCAAGUUCACUGCCGAGUUUGUCUUAGUGAUCAUCCGCCGCCAUCCACCGACAGUCCGUCGUCCACAGAGAAAGGCAAUGGUCGGUGUUGUCAGUUGUGUGUUGGGUGGGUUUGCAGAAGAAAUGAGGGAAAGAGGGGUCAUGUGUCCAGUUGGUUUCUUGGCUGAAGAAGAAAGAUGGAGGUAGUAUUUAAUUACUAAUUUACUAUGUAUGUGUAAACCAACUGAACAAACUCGAUGAUAAACUUCAACAACCUUCGGUGGGAGAAGGUCCGAGAUAUCUGGCGAUUUCGCAGCAUCCAUACCUAGGUUUUCCGGUGACAUCGCAGAAGCCCCUGCCUCCACGCCGUCCUUUACAGCCCUCGCCCUCUUCUGCACUCACUGAAUUGAAGUUCUGAUAUGAGGAAUAGCUAGCUUCUCUGGAUUGGAUGGCGUGGAAUGAAGAAAAAGAAACAAUGUUGCUGGUUGGGGCUUGGGCGGAAGGGGGCCAGAGCCUGACGGCAGAGAACGGUAAAGAAAAGAAGAAAGUAAAAUAAAUGAAAAAUGUAAAAUAUGUCCACGUGGAUCGGCCUAACCUCUUUACCGGUUGAUUCCCGGUUGAAAUGCCAAAUUGAAUGUUUUUUUGAUAGUUGGGGGAUUUAAUUGAGUGAUUUAAUAGUAGGAGGACUCAAUUGACUUUUUUUGAUAUAGUACGGGGACCUAUUUGACAGUUUUCCCUAGAAUAUAUUAAGAGAUAUCUAAUUUAUUCUGGGUCAUUUCACACACACUUAAUCGUAUGCUAAGAGAUUAGUAACAGUUAAG
Cuscuta epithymum is the source of this 1301-nucleotide messenger RNA. Lineage: Eukaryota; Viridiplantae; Streptophyta; Magnoliopsida; Solanales; Convolvulaceae. The record is from the annotation of a GenBank genome assembly.